This is a messenger RNA of Cajanus cajan (pigeon pea), 1923 nucleotides long. Its product is annotated as inosine-5'-monophosphate dehydrogenase. The record is from RefSeq and is a predicted model, not a curated record. Lineage: Eukaryota; Viridiplantae; Streptophyta; Magnoliopsida; Fabales; Fabaceae. Gene Ontology annotation, biological process: GTP biosynthetic process. Gene Ontology annotation, cellular component: cytoplasm. Gene Ontology annotation, molecular function: IMP dehydrogenase activity.
ACCCUCUUCAGUUCACACUCCACUGCUUCAUACAUUUCACCAUUUUUUCCUAAACGAGUAAAUUAAGUAAACCAAAAAUCUUCACUAUUAGUAAUUUAUUAUUUUUAUUAUUCUACUUUUUUAGAUAAAACCCUAACUGAACCCUCCGUUUCUAUCUCCGGCGACCGCAAUGGACUUCACUCCGCCGCCGAUCGAGGACGGUUUCACCGCCGAGAAGCUCUUCACGCAGGGCUUCUCCUACACCUACGAUGACGUCAUCUUCCUCCCCCACUACAUCGACUUCCCCGCCGACGCCGUCGACCUCUCCACGCGCCUCACGCGCCGCCUCCCUCUCGCCGUCCCGCUCGUCGCCUCGCCCAUGGACACCGUCUCGGAGUCCGCCAUGGCCGCCGCCAUGGCCUCCCUCGGCGGCAUCGCCGUGCUCCACUCCAACCUCCCCGCCGCCGCCCAGGCCGCGCUCCUCCGCGCCGCCAAAUCCCGCCGCGUCCCCAUCCUCUCCGACCCGCCCUUCGCCGCGCCCUCCGCCGUGGUGGAGCACGCCGACGACUUCGGCGACUCCCCCUUCCUUCUGGUGACUGACACUGGGACCUCGGCCGGGAGGCUGUUAGGUUACGUCGCGAAACGCGAAUGGAGGAAUCAAAACGACAAGGGCUUGAAAGUGGGCGACUACAUGGCGCCCCCUCCAAGGAGGGCGCAAUGGAACGCCGACUUGGUGAAAAUUAGUGGGAUGAUGGAGAGUGAGAAGAGUGGUGUGGUGGCUUUGGAGAGGGAUGGUGGGGUGGUUGAUUUUGUGGCGAGGGAGGAUGUGGAGAGGGUGAGGGGGUACCCCAAGUUGGCGGCGGCGGCGACGGUGGGGGCCGACGGGGAGUUUAUGGUGGGGGCGGCGAUUGGGACGAGGGAGGAGGAUAAGGAGAGGUUGGAGCAUUUGGUGAAGGGUGGAGUGAAUGUUGUGGUGUUGGAUAGUUCUCAAGGCAACUCAAUUUAUCAGUUGGAUAUGAUCAAGUAUGUCAAGAGGGUGUACCCUGAUCUUGAUGUGAUUGGUGGGAAUGUUGUGACUAUGUAUCAGGCUGAGAAUCUCAUUCAGGCUGGGGUUGAUGGCUUGAGAGUUGGAAUGGGGUCUGGCUCUAUUUGUACCACCCAGGAGGUUUGUGCUGUGGGGCGUGGUCAGGCGACUGCUGUAUACAAGGUCUCAUCCAUUGCUUACAAAAACGGUGUUCCUGUGAUUGCUGAUGGUGGCAUCUCGAACUCUGGUCAUAUUGUUAAGGCUUUGUCACUGGGUGCGUCAACUGUUAUGAUGGGAAGUUUCUUAGCUGGUAGCCUUGAGGCUCCUGGGGCUUAUGUAUAUCAGAAUGGUCAACGUGUCAAAAAGUAUAGAGGAAUGGGUUCCCUAGAAGCCAUGACUAAAGGGAGUGAUGCAAGGUACUUGGGGGAUACUGCAAAGCUAAAAAUUGCUCAGGGAGUUGUUGGAGCUGUUAAAGAUAAGGGCUCUGUCUUGAAUUUCAUACCAUACACCUUGCAAGCAGUCAGGCAAGGGUUUCAAGAUAUCGGUGCCUCCUCUCUGCAGUCGGCUCAUGACCUUCUACGGUCCAGGGUGAUAAGGCUGGAGGUCCGGAGUGGAGCUGCACAGGUUGAAGGUGGAGUUCAUGGGCUGGUUUCUUAUGAAAAGAAAUACUAUUGAUGUAUGAAACCAUCCAAUAUGACAAACUGUGUCAUUAUCCACUGUUGCAGUUGAGCGUAAAAGAAAGGGAAUUGGGUUAGUGAAUUGAUGCUUGUAUCUCCAAUAGAACAUCGUGGAACUAUUUCCCGAGGUUCUUAAGGAAGAAAACUGAUUUGGUGGGAGCUUUUAAGUUAUGUCCAUUAGAUUUUGUUCUGUCAAACGUGUCUUGGACUUCCAUUAAUAUAUUUUGCAUCUAUUCUGUCAAA